AUGCCGAAUCCGACCAUGUGGCUCCAGUCAACUGCAUUGCUUUAUGCAGUUGUGACUCUGCUGCUAUAUACCGAAAGUGUCUCGGCGUCGGCCAUCUCGGGUAGGGCGAGUGCUGACUUACCAACGACACACCGUAUGCAGCUGGACAAACCCCAACGUAUUUAUACUAGAAGGCUAUUGAGAGGUACUUUGGCAAAUGACGAGCGAAACGAAAACAGAGUGAUCAAUGGUGCCAUCGAAAAACUUGCGGGUCUGGCUAAGACGGGCGCAUUAAAGAUAAGCGAAAACGCGCGGUACUGGCUGGGGAGGGAGCAGCCGGCAGACGAGAUUCUAAGA
Molecule: messenger RNA, 336 nt
Organism: Phytophthora nicotianae INRA-310
Lineage: Eukaryota; Oomycota; Peronosporomycetes; Peronosporales; Peronosporaceae
Exons: 1
Source: RefSeq, a predicted model, not a curated record